Sorex fumeus (smoky shrew) is the source of this 27220-nucleotide messenger RNA. RefSeq names its product obscurin, cytoskeletal calmodulin and titin-interacting RhoGEF (gene OBSCN). Gene Ontology annotation, biological process: protein phosphorylation. The record is from RefSeq and is a predicted model, not a curated record. The transcript is spliced from 116 exons. The coding region runs from base 1 to 27174 and encodes 9057 amino acids. Gene Ontology annotation, molecular function: guanyl-nucleotide exchange factor activity; protein binding; protein kinase activity. NCBI's taxonomy places the organism in Eukaryota, Metazoa, Chordata, Mammalia, Eulipotyphla, Soricidae.
AUGGACCCCUCCUCGUUCAGCGGCGCGCCCCGCUUCCUCACCAGGCCCAAGGCCUUCGCGGUGUCGGUGGGGAAGGACGCCACGCUGAGCUGCCAGAUCGUGGGCAACCCCCGCCCGCAGGUGAGCUGGGAGAAGGACCGGCUGCCCGUGGAGGCGGGCGCGCGCUUCCGCCUGGCGCAGGACGGCGACGUGUACCGCCUCACCAUCCUGGACCUGGCGCUGGGCGACAGCGGGCAGUACGUGUGCCGCGCGCGCAACGCCGUCGGCGAGGCCUUCGCGGCCGUGGGGCUGCGCGUGGACGCCGAGGCCGCGUGCGCCGAGCAGGCCCCGCACUUCCUGCUGCGGCCCACGUCCAUCCGCGUGCGCGAGGGCGCCGAGGCCACGUUCCGCUGCCGCGUGCGCGGCUCGCCGCCGCUGGCCGUGAGCUGGGCCAAGGACGGGCGGCGCCUGGGCGCGCCCGACGCGCCCCGCGUGCGCGUGGAGGGCCGCGCGGAGGCCGGCGGCGAGGCCAGCGCGCUGCGCAUCCGGGCGGCGCGGCCGCGCGACGGCGGCACCUACACGGUGCGCGCCGAGAACCCGCUGGGCGCCGCCUGCGCCGACGCGGCGCUCGCGGUGGACGCGGACGCGGACGCGGCGGGCCCGCCCGGGGCCUCCACGGCCGCGCUCCUGGCGCACCUGCAGCGGCGGCGCGAGGCCAUGCGCGCGCCCGGCGCCCCGGCCUCGCCGCCCGCGCCCGGCGGCACGCGCACCUGCACGGUGACGGAGGGCAAGCACGCGCGCCUCAGCUGCUACGUGACGGGCGAGCCCAAGCCCGAGACGGCGUGGCGGAAGGACGGGCAGCCGGUGGCCGAGGGCCGGCGCCACGUGGUGUACGAGGACGCGCAGGAGAACUUCGUGCUCAAGAUCCUCUUCUGCAAGCAGUCGGACCGCGGCCUCUACACCUGCGCCGCGUCCAACCUGGUGGGCCAGACCUACAGCUCCGUGCAGCUCGUCGUGCGGGAGCCCGCCGUGCCCUUCAGGGAGCGGCUGAAGGACAUAGAGGUGCGGGAGAAGGAGUCGGCCACAUUUCGUUGUGAGGUGCCACAGGCCGCCACACAGGCCACCUGGUACAAGGAGGAGACGCGGCUGUGGGCCAGUGCCAAGUACGGCAUCGAGGAGGCAGGCACUGAGCGCCGCCUGACUGUGCAUGAUGUCUCCGCGGAUGACGAUGCCGUCUAUGUGUGCGAGAUGGCUGAGGGCAGCCGAACAGUGGCCGAGCUCUCAGUGCAAGGCAACCUCAUCCGGAAGCUCCCUAGGAAGACUGCAGUUCGUGCUGGUGACACGGCCAUGUUCUGGGUGGAGUUGGCCAAGCCCGAGGGCCCCAUCCGCUGGCUGCGCAACCAGGAAGAGGUGGUGCCUGGAGGCCGUGUGAGCAUCACAAGCGAGGGCUCCUGUCAUACACUGACCAUCUCCCAGUGCAGCCUGGAGGACAUGGGCGAGGUGGUGUUUGUGGCUGGGGAUUGCCGGACCUCCACCCAGUUCUGUGUGUCAGCCCCCAGGAAGCCGCCUCUGUAUGCCCCAGAGACUCCUGUGGUGAAGUCCAAGACAGAGGGCUCUGUGACUCUCAGCUGGUCCCCACCACCACAUGGGGACCGCCCUGUUCCCAUCAAUGGCUAUCUGGUGGAGAAGAGAAGACUUGGAGCCUAUGCCUGGAGCCGAUGCCACGAGGCUGAAUGGGUGGCCACGUCUGAAGUGACCGUAGCGGGUGUGGCCCAGGAAGGGGACUAUCAGUUCCGGGUGUCAGCUGUGAACAACUUUGGCCAGAGCCCCUACCUUGAGUUCCCAGGGACCAUACACCUGACUCCGCAACUGGCCGUGAAGACGCCCCUAAAGGCAGUGGAGGCAGUAGAGGGCAGUGAAGUGACCUUUUCUGUGGACCUCACUUUGGUCUCGGCGGGCGAGUGGUUCCUGGAUGGGCAAGUCCUGAAGGCCAGUAACGUGUACGAGAUCCGCUGUGAUGGCACUCGGCAUGUCCUCACCAUCCAUGCAGUGCCCGCUAGCCUGCAUGGUGCUGAGCUCAAGUUUGUGGCCAACGGCAUUGAGAGCAGUAUCCGCAUGGAGGUCCGAGCAGCCCCAGAACUGCCCACAAAGCACCCAGCAGCUGCACAGGAGGUGCUUGUCCGACUGCACGAGGAGGCGAAGCUCCUGGCUGAGCUGUCAGACCAGGCUGCGGCUGUGACGUGGCUGAAGGAUGGCCGUGUACUGCCCCCAGGCCCCAAGUAUGAAGUGCAGGCCAUGGACAGUCGGCGGGUGUUACUGGUGCGGGACGUGGUGCGGGACGAUGCCGGCCUCUAUGAGUGUGUCAGCCGUGGGGACCGUCUUGCCUACCAGCUGUCUGUGCAAGGGCUUACAUCCUUCCUGCACAAAGACUCGACGGGGGGCUGUGUGGAUGCAGUGGCUGGGGGCCCUGUCUAUUUCGAGUGUCAGACCUCAGAGUCCCAGGCCCAUGUGUGCUGGUACAAGGAUGGCAAAGAGCUCAGCCGUUCCAGCCAGCACUUCACAUUGGAGGACCAGGGCACGUGGCACCGGCUGCGAGCUACCUCGGUUACCAGGCAGGAUGAGGGCACUUACUCGUGCCGUGUGGGUGAGGACUCUGUGGACUUCCAGCUGCGUGUUCAUGAGCCCAAGGCGGUGUUUGCCCAGGAGCAGCAAGCAGGCCAGGUGGUGCAGGCUGAGGCGGGGGCCAGCGCCACCCUGAGCUGCAAGGUGGCUGAAGCCCAGACAGAAGUGACGUGGUUCAAGGACGGGAAGAAGCUGAGUGAGAGCUCGAAAGUGCGUGUGGAGGCCCAGGGCUGCACGCGGCGGCUGGUGGUGCAGCAGGCGGGGAAGGCGGAUUCUGGGGAGUACAGCUGUGAGGCCGGGGGCCAGAAGCUCUCCUUCCGCCUGGAUGUCACAGAGCCCAAGGCGGUGUUUGCCAAGGAGCAACCAGCAGGCCAGGUGGUGCAGGCCGAGGCGGGGGCCAGCGCAACCCUGAGCUGUGAGGUGGCCCAGGCCCAGACAGAAGUGACAUGGUUCAAGGACGGGAAGAAGCUGAGUGGGAACUCGAAAGUGCGUGUGGAAGCCCAGGGCUGCACGCGGCGGCUGGUGGUGCAGCAGGCGGGGAAGGCAGAUUCUGGGGAAUACAGCUGUGAGGCCGGGGGCCAGAAGCUCUCCUUCCGCCUGGACGUCGCAGAGCCGAAGGCAGUGUUUGCUCAGGGAAAACCAGAAGGCAGGAAGGUGCAGGCGGAGGCGGGGGCCAGCGCCACCCUGAGCUGCGAGGUGGCCCAGGCCCAGACAGAGGUGACAUGGUUCAAGGACGGGAAGAAGCUGAGUGAGAGCUCGAAAGUGCGUGUGGAGGCCCAGGGCUGCACGCGGCGGCUAGUGGUGCAGCAGGCGGGGAAGGCGGAUUCUGGGGAGUACAGCUGUGAGGCCGGGGGCCAGAAGCUCUCCUUCCGCCUGGAUGUCACAGAGCCCAAGGUGGUGUUUGCCAAGGAGCAGCCAGCAGGCCAGAUGGUGCAGGCCGAGGCGGGGGCCAGCGCCACCCUGAGCUGUGAGGUGGCCCAGGCCCAGACAGAGGUGACAUGGUUCAAGGACGGAAAGAAGCUGAGCGGGAGCUCGAAAGUGCGUGUGGAGGCCCAGGGCUGCACGCGGCGGCUGGUGGUGCAGCAGGCGGGGAAGGCGGAUUCUGGGGAGUACAGCUGUGAGGCCGGGGGCCAGAAGCUCUCCUUCCGCCUGGAUGUCACAGAGCCCAAGGCGGUGUUUGCCAAGGAGCAGCCAGCAGGCCAGGUGGUGCAGGCUGAGGCGGGGGCCAGCGCCACCCUGAGCUGCGAGGUGGCCCAGGCCCAGACAGAGGUGACAUGGUUCAAGGACGGGAAGAAGUUGAGUGAGAGCUCGAACGUGCGUGUAGAAGCCCAGGGCUGCACGCGGCGGCUGGUGGUGCAGCAGGCGGGGAAGGCAGAUUCUGGGGAGUACAGCUGUGAGGCCAGGGGCCAGAAGCUCUCCUUCCGCCUGGAUGUCACAGAGCCCAAGGCAGUGUUUGCCAAGGAGCAGGCAGCAGGCCAGGUGGUGCAGGCCGAGGCGGGGGCCAGCGCCACCCUGAGCUGCGAGGUGGCCCAGGCCCAGACAGAGGUGACGUGGUUCAAGGACGGGAAGAAGCUGAGCAAGAGCUCGAAAGUGCGUGUGGAGGCCCAGGGCUGCACGCGGCGGCUGGUGGUGCAGCAGGCGGGGAAGGCGGAUUCUGGGGAGUACAGCUGUGAGGCCGGGGGCCAGAAGCUCUCCUUCCGCCUGGAUGUCACAGAGCCCAAGGUGGUGUUUGCCAAGGAGCAGCCAGCAGGCCAGAUGGUGCAGGCCGAGGCGGGGGCCAGCGCCACCCUGAGCUGUGAGGUGGCCCAGGCCCAGACAGAGGUGACAUGGUUCAAGGACGGAAAGAAGCUGAGCGGGAGCUCGAAAGUGCGUGUGGAGGCCCAGGGCUGCACGCGGCGGCUGGUGGUGCAGCAGGCGGGGAAGGCGGAUUCUGGGGAGUACAGCUGUGAGGCCGGGGGCCAGAAGCUCUCCUUCCGCCUGGACAUCACAGAGCCCAAAGUGGUGUUUGCCAAGGAGCAGGCAGCAGGCCAGGCGGUGCAGGCCGAGGCGGGGGCCAGCGCCACCCUGAGCUGCGAGGUGGCCCAGGCCCAGACAGAGGUGACAUGGUUCAAGGACGGGAAGAAGCUGAGUGGGAGUUCGAAAGUGCGUGUGGAGGCCCAGGGCUGCACGCGGCGGCUGGUGGUGCAGCAGGCAGGGAAGGCGGAUUCUGGGGAGUACAGCUGUGAGGCCGGGGGCCAGAAGCUCUCCUUCCGCCUGGACGUCACAGAGCCCAAAGUGGUGUUUGCCCAAGAGCAGCCAGCAGGCCAGGUGGUGCAGGCCGAGGCGGGGGCCAGCGCCACCCUGAGCUGCGAGGUGGCCCAGGCCCAGACAGAGGUGACGUGGUUCAAGGAUGGGAAGAAGCUGAGCAAGAGCUCAAAAGUGCGUGUGGAGGCCCAGGGCUGUACGCGGCGACUGGUGGUGCAGCAGGCGGGGAAGGCGGAUUCUGGGGAGUACAGCUGUGAGGCCGGGGGCCAGAAGCUCUCUUUCCGCCUGGACGUCACAGAGCCCAAGGUGGUGUUUGCCAAGGAGCAGGCAGCAGGCCAGGUGGUGCAGGCCGAGGCGGGGGCCAGCGCCACCCUGAGCUGUGAGGUGGCCCAGGCCCAGACAGAGGUGACGUGGUUCAAGGACGGGAAGAAGCUGAGCAAGAGCUCGAAAGUGCGUGUGGAGGCCCAGGGCUGCACGCGGCGGCUGGUGGUGCAGCAGGCGGGGAAGGCGGAUUCUGGGGAGUACAGCUGUGAGGCCGGGGGCCAGAAGCUCUCCUUCCGCCUGGACGUCACAGAGCCCAAGGCGGUGUUUGCCAAGGAGCAGCCAGCAGGCCAGGUGGUGCAGGCCGAGGCGGGGGCCAGCGCCACCCUGAGCUGCGAGGUGGCCCAGGCCCAGACAGAGGUGACGUGGUUCAAGGACGGGAAGAAGCUGAGCGGGAGCUCGAAAGUGCGUGUGGAGGCCCAGGGCUGCACGCGGCGGCUGGUGGUGCAGCAGGCGGGGAAGGCGGAUUCUGGGGAGUACAGCUGUGAGGCCGGGGGCCAGAAGCUCUCCUUCCGCCUGGACAUCACAGAAUCCAAGGCGGUGUUUGCCAAGGAGCAGGCAGCAGGCAAAGAGGUGCAGGCCGAGGCGGGGGCCAGCGCCACCCUGAGCUGCGAGGUGGCCCAGGCCCAGACAGAGGUGACGUGGUUCAAGGACGGGAAGAAGCUGAGCGGGAGCUCGAAAGUGCGUGUGGAGGCCCAGGGCUGCACGCGGCGGCUGGUGGUGCAGCAGGCGGGGAAGGCGGAUUCUGGGGAGUACAGCUGUGAGGCCGGGGGCCAGAGGCUCUCCUUCCGCCUGGAUGUCACAGAGCCCAAGGUGGUGUUUGCCAAGGAGCAGGCAGCAGGCCAGGUGGUGCAGGCUGAGGCGGGGGCCAGCGCCACCCUGAGCUGCGAGGUGGCCCAGGCCCAGACAGAGGUGACAUGGUUCAAGGACGGGAAGAAGCUGAGCGGGAGCUCGAAAGUGCGUGUGGAGGCCCAGGGCUGCACGCGGCGGCUGGUGGUGCAGCAGGCGGGGAAGGCGGAUUCUGGGGAGUACAGCUGUGAGGCCGGGGGUCAGAAGCUCUCCUUCCGCCUGGAUGUCGCAGAGCCUGAGCCCCCCGCCGCGGAGAGGCCAGGUCGCAGGGAGCCCCUGGUGGUCAGGGAGCAUGAGGACAUCGUCCUGUCAGCCACACUGGCUGCCCCCUCUGCGGCCACAGUGAUUUGGCUGAAAGACGGGGUGGAGAUUCGUCGCAGCAAACGGCAUGAGAUGGCCAGCCAGGGGGUCAGCCACACCCUGACGGUGCGGGGCGCCCAGAGCCUGGACAGUGCUGUAUACAGCUGUCGUGUGGGCACCAGUGGGCAAGACUUCCCAGUGCAGGUGGAAGAGGUAGCUGCCAAGUUCUCUAGGUCUCUGGAGUCUGUGAGUGGGGAGCUGGGUGGCACCGUGACCCUCUCCUGUGAGCUGAGCCCUGAGCAGGCUGAGGUGGUGUGGCGCUGUGGUAACACCCAGCUGCGGCCUGGCAAGCGCUUCCAGAUGGUGGCAGAGGGACCCCGACGCAUGCUCAUGGUGUCGGGCUUGCGGGCAGAGGAUGCGGGCGAGUAUGUCUGCGAGAGCCGUGACGACCGCACCAGUGCACGUCUUGUGGUCAGCGUUCCCCGCGAGGUCAAGUUCGUGUCUGGGCUGAGUGCCCUGGUUGCAGAGGAGGGCUGUGAGGCUACCUUCCAGUGUGUGGUCUCCCCUGCCGAUGCUCUGGUCACCUGGUUCCGGGAGGGUGCCCAGCUGCAGCCCAGCACCAAGUUUGUCAUAUCGCAGAGUGGCGGCAGCCACAGCCUGACCAUCUCAGACCUGACCCUGGAGGACGCAGGCCAGAUCUCUGUGGAGGCAGAGGGUGUCAGAUCUGUUGCUGCUCUGCGGGUCCGAGAAGCCCCCGUGUUGUUUAAGAAGAAGCUGGAGCCCCAGACAGUGGAGGAGAGGAGCUCGGUGACCAUGGAGGUAGAGUUGACACGACCGUGGCCAGAGGUGAAAUGGACGCGCAACGCAGCCACUUUGGCUCCAAGUGAGAAUGUGGAGAUCCAUGCUGAGCAAGUGAACCACCGCCUGGUGCUCCGCAGCGUGGGCUUUGCCGACCGUGGCUUCUAUGGCUGUGAGACGCCAGACGAUAAGACACAGGCCAAGCUCUCGGUGGAAAUGCGACAGGUCCGGCUUGUGCGGGGCCUGCAGGCCAUGGAGGCACGGGAGCAGGGCACGGUCACCAUGGAGGUGGAGCUGUCCCACUCAGAGGUGGAGGGCAGCUGGACGCGUGACGGCUUGCGACUGCAACCGGGACCCUUGUGCCAGGUGGCAGCACAUGGCACCACCCACACCCUCAUCCUCUCCGGGCUGCAGCCUCAGGACGGUGGCCUGAUCGCUUUUAAGGCAGAGGGCGUGCACACUUCUGCACGGCUGGUGGUCACAGAGUUACCUGUGAGAUUCAGCCGCCCGCUGCAGGAUGUGGUUGCCACAGCAAAGGACAAGGUGACCCUGCAGUGUGAGCUCUCCCGCCCCAACGUGGAUGUCCGCUGGCUGAAGGAUGGUGUGGAGCUUCAGGCCAGCAAGACGCUGACCAUGACAUCCCAGGGCACCUGCCGGAGCCUGGUCAUUUACCACUGUGAGCCUGGGGACCAGGGUGUGUAUGUGUGUGAUGCCCACGAUGCUCAGAGCUCUGCCUCCGUGAAGGUGCAAGGUCGAAAUGUCCAGAUGGUCAGGCUCCUGGAGGACGUGGAGGUGAUGGAGAAGGACAGUGCUUCCUUCUCCUGUGAGGUCUCCCAUGAAGACGUGCCUGCCCAGUGGUUCCGUGAGGGUGUUAAGCUCCGGCAGAGUGACAAUGUGCGCAUUCGCCAAGAAGGAAGGACUUACACUCUGAUCUUCCGGAAAGUUUUGGCAGAAGAUGCAGGGGAAAUCAAAUUUGUAGCAGAAAAUGCAGAGUCUCGAGCUAAACUCCAAGUGAAAGAGCUGCCGGUGACCAUUUUGCGUCCACUGCGGGACAAGAUAGCCAUGGAGAAGCACCGUGGUGUGCUCGAAUGCCAGGUGUCCCGGGCCAGUGCCCAGGUGCGAUGGUUCAAGGGUGGAGUGGAACUGAGACCUGGAUCCAGGUAUGAAAUGGUCAGUGAAGGCCUCUACCGCAAGUUGGUCAUCAGUGACGUGCAGCCUGAGGAUGAGGACACCUAUACCUGUGAUGCAGGAGACGUGAAGACCAGCGCCCAGUUCUUUGUGGAAGAGCAGUCCAUCACCAUUGUGCGGGGUCUGCAGGACAUGACGGUGAUGGAGCCUGCGCCUGCCUGGUUUGAGUGUGAGACAUCCAUCCCCUCAGUGCGGCCACCCAAGUGGCUCCUGGGGAAGACAGUGCUGCAGGCAGGGGCAAAUGUGAUCAUGGAGCAGGCGGGCACGGUGCACCGGCUCACCCUGCGGCACACCUGCUCCACCAUGUCUGGGCCGGUGCAUUUCACCAUCGGCAAGUCCCGCUCCACUGCCCACCUCGUGGUCUCAGACAUCCCCAUGGUGCUGACACGGCCUCUGGAGCCCAAAGCAGGGCGUGAGCAGCAGUCCGUGGUCCUGUCCUGUGACUUCAAGCCACCCCCCAAGGCCGUGCAAUGGUACAAGGAUGACACACCCCUGGCACCAUCAGACAAGUUCAAGAUGAGACUGGAAGGCCACAUGGCAGAGCUGCGUGUCCUCAAGCUCACACCUGCUGAUGCUGGCGUGUACCGGUGCCAGGCAGGCAGUGCCCAAAGCAGCGCUGAGGUCACCGUGGAAACCCGGGAGGUGACCGUGACACAGCCACUGCAGGAUGCAGAGGCCACGGAGGAGAGCCGUGUCUGCUUCUCGUGUGAGCUGUCUCAUGUGGAUGAGGAGGUGGAGUGGUCGCUCAACGGAACCCCCCUGUACAACGAUAGCUUCCACGAGAUCACAAAAGAGGGUCGCCGCCACACCCUGGUGCUGAAGCGAGUCCGGAGGGCAGACACAGGCACUGUGUGCCUCUCCUCCCCCAAGGUGACGGCGAGUGCCCACCUGCAGGUUAGAGAGAAGCCGGUGGUGUUCUUGAAGGCCCUGGACGACGUGUCCGUGGAGGAGCAGGGCACGCUGACUCUGCAGUGUGAGGUCUCAGACCCCGAGGUCCGUGUGGUGUGGCGCAAGGACGGCGUGGAGCUGGGCCCCAGCGACAAGUAUGACUUCCAGCAGACCGCGGGCACGCGGGGGCUUGUAGUGCACGACCUGACCAAGGAUGAUGCCGGCCUGUACACCUGCAGCCUGGGCGCGGAGGAGACCCAGGCCAGGGUUAGCGUGCACGACCUGCACGUCGGCAUCACCAAGAGGCUGAAGACCAUGGAGGUGGUGGAGGGCCAGGGCUGCAGCUUCGAGUGUGUCCUGUCCCACGAGAACACCAGUGACACGGCCAUCUGGACAGUUGGCGGGAAGACAGUGGGAAGCUCUGGCCGCUUCCGGGCCACACGCCAGGGCCGCAAAUAUACCCUGAUGAUCCGAGAGGCAGAGCCUGGCGAUGCUGGGGAGGUGGUCUUCUCUCUGCGGGACCUCACCUCCAAAGCUUCCCUCAUCGUCAAAGAGAGACCGACAGACAUUACAAAGCCCCUGGAGGAUCAACAGGCAGCACCAGGCGAGGAUGUGAUGCUGAGCUGUGAGCUGUCCCGGGUGGGUGCCCAGGUGCGCUGGCUGAAGGACGGAAAGGCCAUUCGCAGGAGUCAGAAGUAUGAGUUGCGCACCGAAGGCAUGCAGGCGGUGCUGGUCAUCCAUGGCGCCUCCCUCCAGGACGCGGGAGAGUACACAUGUGAGGCGGAGGCAUCCAAGAGCACAGCCCGCCUCCGCGUGGAAGAGAAGGCAAACCGAUUCACAGAGGAGCUGGCUGACCUGCAGCUCGAGGAGAAGGGCACAGCCACAUUCCAGUGCAAAACAGAGCGGCCUGCGGCCGUGGUGGUCUGGCGCAAGGGCCUCAUGGAGCUGCGCUCCUCAGCGAAGCACACACUCAGCCAGGAGGGCCUGACCUUGAGGCUCACCAUCAGGGCCCUGGAGAAGGUGGACAGUGACACCUAUACUUGUGACAUUGGCCAGGCUCGCUCCCAGGCCCGGCUUCUAGUGCAAGGCCAGAAGGUACUCAUCUCUGAGGACUUGGAGGAUGCAGAGGUGCAGGAGGGCUCUUCAGCUGUCUUUAGCUGCCGCAUCUCUCCUGCGGACUAUACACCUGUCCGCUGGUUCUUGGACAAGACGCCUCUUCACAACAAUGAUCUCAACGAGGUAGAGGUCCGGCCAGGUGGCUACCAUGUGCUAACGCUGAGGCAGCUGGCGCUCAAGGACUCUGGCACUGUCCACUUUGAGGCAGGUGACCAGCGAACCUCAGCUUCUCUGCGAGUCAUAGAGAGGCCGAGUGUCUUCUCCCGGGAGCUCACAGAUGUCACCAUUACGGAGGGUGAGGAUCUAACCCUCAGCUGUGAGACCACCACUUUGGACAGCCCCUGCUGGACCAAGGAUGGAAAGGCCCUGCGGCCCUCAACCAGAUGCCAGCUGAGUCACGAGGGUGGCCGGGCCCAGCUGGUCAUCAAGGCGGCCACCCUGCAGGACGGUGGUCGCUACAAGUGUGAGGUGGGGGGCGCCUGGAGCAGCUCCAUUGUCAGGGUCCAUGCUCGGCCAGUGCAGUUCCGCGAGGGACUGAAGGACAUGGCAGUGCUGGAGGGAGGCGCUGUGACGCUGCGCUGUGUGCUGUCGUCUGUGGCUGCUCCCGUGGAGUGGCGGCGUGGCGAUGAGGUGCUGAAGCCUGGGGGCAAGUACAGCCUGCGGCAGGAGGGGCCCGUGCUGGAGCUGGUUGUCCGGAACCUGCGGCCGCAGGACAGUGGGCAGUAUUCCUGCCGCUUUGGGGACCAAGUAACAUUGGCCACUCUCACUGUGAAUGCCCAGGCCGCUGAGUUUGUCGGAAGACUGAGAAGCAAGGAGGCUGUGGAAGGGGAAACAGCCUCACUGUGCUGUGAGCUGAGCAAGGCAGCCCCCGUGGAGUGGAAGAAGGGAUCGGAGACCCUCAGGGCUGGAGGCAGACUCAGCCUGAAGCAGGAUGGAGCCAUGUGUGAACUGCAGAUCCGAGACCUGGCUAUGGAGGAUGCCGGGGAGUACGCAUGCGUGUGUGGGCAGGAACGGACCUCGGCCACGCUGACCGUCAGGGCCCUGCCAGCCAAAUUCACAAAGGACUUGAAGAAGGAAGAUGCCACAGAAGGGGCCACGGCCAGCCUGCACUGUGAGCUGAGCAAGGCAGCCCCCGUGGAGUGGAAGAAGGGGCCCGAGACCCUCAGAGCCGGGGGCAGAUUCAGCCUGAAGCAGGACGGGGCCGUGUGUGAGCUGCAGAUCCGAGACCUGGUUGUGGAAGACGCCGGGGAGUACUCGUGUGUGUGUGGGCAGGAGCGGACCUCUGCCACGCUGACCAUCAGGGCUCUGCCCGCCAAGUUCACAAAGGACUUGAAGAAGGAAGAGGCCACAGAAGGGGCCACGGCCAGCCUGCGCUGUGAGCUGAGCAAGGUGGCCCCCGUGGAGUGGAAGAAGGGGCCUGAGACCCUCAGAGCUGGGGGCAGACUCAGCCUGAAGCAGGACGGGGCCGUGUGUGAGCUGCAGAUCCGAGACCUGGUUGUGGAGGACGCCGGGGAGUACUCGUGUGUGUGUGGGCAGGAGCGGACCUUGGCCACACUGACCGUCAGGGCCCUGCCUGCCAAGUUCACAAAGGACUUGAAGAAGGAAGAAGCCACAGAGGGGGCCACAGCCAGUCUGCGCUGUGAGCUGAGCAAGGCGGCCCCUGUGGAGUGGAAGAAGGGGCCUGAGACCCUCAGAGCUGGGGGCAGACUCAGCCUGAAGCAGGACGGGGCCGUGUGUGAGCUGCAGAUCCGAGACCUGGUUGUGGAGGACACCGGGGAGUACUCGUGUGUGUGUGGGCAGGAGCGGACCUUGGCCACACUGACCGUCAGGGCCCUGCCUGCCAAGUUCACAAAGGACUUGAAGAAGGAAGAAGCCACAGAGGGGGCCACAGCCAGUCUGCGCUGUGAGCUGAGCAAGGUGGCCCCUGUGGAGUGGAAGAAGGGGCCUGAGACCCUCAGAGCUGGGGGCAGACUCAGCCUGAAGCAGGACGGGGCCGUGUGUGAGCUGCAGAUCCAAGACCUGGUUGUGGAGGACGCCGGGGAGUACUCGUGUGUGUGUGGGCAGGAGCGGACCUUGGCCACACUGACCGUCAGGGCCCUGCCUGCCAAGUUCACAAAGGACUUGAAGAAGGAAGAAGCCACAGAGGGGGCCACAGCCAGUCUGCGCUGUGAGCUGAGCAAGGUGGCCCCUGUGGAGUGGAAGAAGGGGCAUGAGACCCUCAGAGCUGGGGGCAGACUCAGCCUGAAGCAGGACGGGGCCGUGUGUGAGCUGCAGAUCCAAGACCUGGUUGUGGAGGACGCCGGGGAGUACUCGUGUGUGUGUGGGCAGGAGCGGACCUCGGCCACACUGACUGUCAGGGCUCUGCCUGCCAAAUUUACAAAGAACUUGAAGAAGGAAGAGGCCACAGAAGGGGCCACGACCAGUCUGCGCUGUGAGCUGAGCAAGGUGGCCCCUGUGGAGUGGAAGAAGGGGCCCGAGACCCUCAGAGCCGGGGGCAGACUCAGCCUGAAGCAGGACGGGGCCGUGUGUGAGCUGCAGAUCCGAGACCUGGUUGUGGAGGAUGCCGGGGAGUACUCGUGUGUGUGUGGGCAGGAGCGGACCUCGGCCACGCUGACCAUCAGGGCUCUGCCCGCCAAGUUCACAAAGGGCUUGAAGAAGGAAGAGGCCGCAGAGGGGGCCAUGGCCAGCCUGCGCUGUGAGCUGAGCAAGACGGCCCCCGUGGAGUGGAAGAAGGGGCCUGAGACACUCAGAGCUGGGGACAGACUCAGCCUGAAGCAGGACGGGGCUGUGUGUGAGCUGCAGAUUCGAGACCUGGUUGUGGAGGACGCUGGGGAGUACUCGUGUGUGUGUGGGCAGGAGCGGACCUCGGCCACACUGACCGUCAGGGCUGUGCCUGCCAAGUUCACAAAGGGCUUGAGGAAGGAAGAGGCCACAGAAGGGGCCAUGGCCAGUCUGCACUGUGAGCUGAGCAAGGCAGCCCCCGUGGAGUGGAAGAAGGGGCCUGAGACCCUCAGAGCCGGGGGCAGACUCAGCAUGAAGCAGGACGGGGCCGUGUGUGAGCUGCAGAUCCGAGACCUGGUUGUGGAGGACGCUGGGGAGUACUCGUGUGUGUGUGGGCAGGAGCAGACCUCAGCCAUGCUGACCAUCAGGGCACUGCCUGCAAAGUUCACAAAGGACUUGAAGAAGGAAGAGGCCACAGAAGGGGCCACGGCCAGCCUGCACUGUGAGCUGAGCAAGGCAGCCCCCGUGGAGUGGAAGAAGGGGCCCAAGACCCUCAGAGCUGGGGACAGACUCAGCCUGAAGCAGGACGGGGCCGUGUGUGAGCUGCAGAUCCGAGACCUGGUUGUGGAGGACGCCGGGGAGUACUCAUGUGUGUGUGGGCAGGAGCGGACCUCGGCCACACUGACCAUCAGGGCCCUGCCUGCCAAGUUCACAAAGGACUUGAAGAAGGAAGAGGCCACAGAAGGGGCCACAGCCUGCCUCUGCUGUGAGCUGAGCAAGGCGGCCCCCGUGGAGUGGAAGAAGGGGCCCGAGACCCUCAGAGCCGGGGGCAGACUCAGCCUGAAGCAGGACGGGGCCGUGUGUGAGCUGCAGAUCCGAGACCUGGUUGUGGAAGACGCCGGGGAGUACUCAUGUGUGUGUGGGCAGGAGCGGACCUCUGCCACGCUGACCGUCAGGGCCCUGUCUGCCAAGUUCACAAAGGGCUUGAAGAAGGAAGAGGCCACAGAGGGGGCCACGGCCAGCCUGCGCUGUGAGCUGAGCAAGGCAGCCCCUGUGGAGUGGAAGAAGGGGCCUGAGACCCUCACAUCUGGGGACAGACUCAGUCUGAAGCAGGACGGGGCCGUGUGUGAGCUGCAGAUCCGAGACCUGGUUGUGGAGGACGCUGGGGAGUACUCGUGUGUGUGUGGGCAGGAGCGGACCUCAGCCACGCUGACCAUCAGGGUGCCCCAGGUGGGGUUCCGGGAGCCGCUGCAGAGCCUGCAGGUUGAGGAGGGCGCACCUGCUUGCCUGCGCUGUGAGCUCUGGGGACCUGGCACUUCCGUGGUCUGGAGCAAGGCCGGCCUAGAGCUGCAGGCUGAUGGGCGCCGAGAGCUGCGGAGACAAGGGCCCGUGGCAGAGCUGGUGCUGCGGGAGGCGCGCAGGGAAGACGCAGGGGAAUACACUUGCACCUGUGAUGCCCAGACCACCAGUGCCACCCUCAUGGUCACGGCUGCGCCUGUGAGGUUUGUUCAGGAGCUGCAGGCCCAGGAGGUGGGCAAGGGAUCCACAGCACACCUGCGCUGCGAGCUGAGCCAGGUGGGCACCAGUGUGGAGUGGCGCAAGGGCUCCCUGCAGCUCUUCCCCUGUGCCAAAUACCAGAUGGUUCAGGAGGGCCUGGUAGCGGAGCUCCUGAUUCAUGACGUGGAGCAGGAGGACGCCGGUCUGUACACCUGUGACACGGGUCACAUGCAGAGCACAGCUGCCCUCUCUGUCCAGGUCCCCAGACCCAAGUUCAAGACGGAACUGCAGAGUGCAGAGCAGGUGGCUGGUGGUGUGGCUCGACUUCAGUGCCAGCUGAGUGAUGUGGAGCCUGGGGCCCCUGUGCAGUGGCUCAAGGAGGGCGUGGAGCUUCAUGGGGGCACCAAGUACGAGAUGCGGCGCCAGGGGGCCAUGUGUGAGCUGCUGGUCCACGGGCUGGAUGCUGCAGACACCGGCGAGUAUGCCUGUGUGGUGGGCAGCCAGAAAAGCCUGGCCUCCAUCAAGGUCAAAGAGCCUGAGGUCACCAUUGUACGGGGGCUGGUGGAUGCGGAGGUGCAGGCAGACGGGGAUGCUGAGUUCACCUGUGAGGUGUCGUGCGCUGAGGCUGGAGCCGUGGAGUGGCGCCUGCAGGGCCUGCCGCUGCAGAACAAUGACGUGACAGAGAUAUCCGUGAGAGGGGGCUGCACCCACACGCUGCGGCUCAAGGGUGUGACACCCGAGGAUGCAGGCACCGUCUCUUUCCACCUGGGUCCACACACGUCCUCCGCUCAGCUCACCGUCCGAGUUCCCGAGGUGACCAUCCUGGAGCCCCUGAAGGACCUGCAGCUCAGUGAGGGUCAGGAUGCCCACUUCCAGUGCCGGCUGUCCCGGGCCUUGGGCCAGGAAGCCCACUGGGCGCUGGGGGGCGUGCCCCUGCAGGCCAACGAGAUGAACGACAUCACAGUGGAACAGGGGGUGCUUCACAAGCUCACCCUGCACAAGGUGACCCCUGAGGAUGCAGGCAUUGUCAGUUUCCAGGUGGGCUCCUGUAGCUGCGAGGCCCAGCUGAAGAUCACAGCCAAGAACACGGUGGUGCGUGGCCUGGAGAACGUGGAGGCCCCUGAGGGCGGGGAGGCGCUGUUUGAGUGCCAGCUUUCGCAGCCGGAGGUGGCGGCACAAACGUGGCUGCUGGACGACGAGCCGGUGCACAGCUCCGACAGGGCCGAGGUCGUCUACUUUGAGGACGGCCUGCGGCAUCUGCUUCUGCUCAAGAGCCUGCGGCCGCAGGACAGCUGCCGCGUGACCUUCCUGGCGGGGGAUGCCGUCACGUCUGCUUUCCUCACUGUCAGAGGCUGGCGCCUCGAGAUCUUGGAGCCCCCUCAGGACGUGUCGGUGCGUGCUGGGGAACAGGCACACUUCCGCUGCACGCUGAGCGAGGCUGUUCCCGUGGGAGAGGUGUCCUGGUACCUCAACGGGGCCGCUGUGCAGCCUGACGACGCCGACUGGACAGUCACGGCGGACGGUAGCCACCAUGGCCUGCUGCUCCGCAGUGCCCAGCUCCACCACGCUGGUGAGGUCACCUUCGCUGCCCGCGAGGCUGUGGCCACAGCACGGCUCAGUGUGCUCGGCCUUCCUGACCCCCCAGAGGAUGCAGAAGUGGUUGGUCGCACUGGCCGCUCCGUGACACUGUCCUGGGUGGCGCCCUCGAGUGAUGGCGGCGGCGGCCUCUAUGGCUAUCGGGUGGAGAUGAAGGCAGCCACCACAGGCGAGUGGCAGCUGUGCCAGGAGCUGGUGCCCGGGCCUGAGUGUGUGGUGGACGGCCUGGCCCCCGGGGAGACCUACCGCUUCCGCGUGGCAGCCGUGGGCCCUGCAGGCGCCGGAGAGCCUGUGCACCUGCCCCAGACUGUGCGGCUCGCAGAGCCAUCAGUACCCAGCCCUGAGAGCCGACAGGUGGCAGCGGGCGAGGACCUGUGUCUGGAGUGUGAGGUGGCCGAGACAGGCGAGGUCACCUGGAUGAAGGGGACAGAGCGUGUCCAGCCCAGUGGGCGUGUCCAGGUUCUGUGCCAGGGCCGGCGGCAGAUGCUGGUGAUCCGGGGUGUCACAGCAGAGGACCAGGGCGAGUACCGCUGUAGCCCAGCCCAGGGCCCCGCACCUGUGGCAUUCCAGGUGCUGUUGACCCCAGGGUCUGGGGCUGAGGCCUCCGCACAGCCCAGCCUGCCCCCCGAGGCUGCCCAGGAGGGAGACCUGCACUUGCUGUGGGAGGCCCUGGCCCGGAAGCGCCGCAUGAGCCGGGAGCCCACGCUGGACUCCAUCAGCGAGCUGCCCGAGGAGGACGGACGCCCGCGGCAGGAGGCUGAGGAUGUGGCCCCUGACUUCUCUGAGGACUACUCCACGGCCGACGAGCUGGCCCGCACCGGUGAGGCCGACCUCUCGCACACCAGCUCUGACGACGAGUCCCGGGCAGGAACUCCUGCCCUGGUCACCUACCUCAAGAAGGCCGGUGGACCUGUGCUCUCACCACUGGCCAGCAAGGUUGGGGCCCCAGCAGCUGCCUCCGCAAAGCCACAGGCGGGGCAGGAGCAGCUGGUUGUGGAGCGCCCUCCUCCGGGAGAUCUGUCUGUGGGGGAUCUGGGCGACCCCUCCCUUGACAAGGCUGCUGUGAAGAUCCAGGCUGCCUUUAAGGGGUACAAAGUCCGGAAGGAGAUGAAGCAGCAGGAGGGGCCCGUGUUCAGCCGCACGUUUGGGGACACAGAGGCACAGGUAGGGGACGUCCUGCGUCUGGAGUGUGUGGUGUCCAGCAAGGCGGACGUGCGGGCCUGCUGGCUGAAGGAUGGCAUGGAGCUGACCGACGGCCGGCACCACCACAUCGACCAGCUUGGGGACGGCACCUGCUCCCUGCUGGUCACCGGCUUGGGCCGUGCAGAUGCUGGCCGCUACACCUGUCAGGUGCUCAGCAGGUUUGGCCAGGCAACCCACAGUGCCCGUGUGACAGUCAGCGGGACGGAGAGCGAGGCCGAGAGCUCCUCGGGGGGCGAACGGGAUGACACCUUCCACCGGGCCGCCCGGCGGCUGCACCGCCUCUUCCGCUGCAAGGGCCCGCUGGAGGUGUCGGAUGAGGAGCUCUUCCUGAGUGCGGACGAGGGCCCUCCCGAGCCCGAGGCCCCUGGAGACUGGCCCACGUACCGUGAGGACGAGCACUCUGUCUGCAUCCGCUUUGAGGCUCUGGCUGAGGCCCAGCAGGCAGCCACACGCUUCCAGGAGAUGUUCGGCACACUGGGCAUCAGGGUGGAGACCCGCGUGCUGGAACAGGGCCCCCGGGGAGUGGAGGUGCAUAUUGGGAAGGUGGCGCCCGGCCCAGCUACCACAGAGGCAGCCCCAGUGUUCCUCACUGAGCUGAAGAAUCAGGAGGUAUUGGAUGGGUACCCCGUGAGCUUUGACUGCGUGGUGACCGGCCAGCCAGUGCCUAGUGUGCGCUGGUUCAAGGACGGGCGGGUGCUGGAGGAGGAUGACCAUUACAUGAUCAGCGAGGACCAGCAAGGCGGCCACCAGCUCAUCAUCACAGCCGUGGUCCCCACAGACAUGGGGGUCUACCGCUGCCUGGCCGAGAACAGUGUGGGCGUGUCAUCCACCAAGGCUGAGCUCCGUGUGGACCUUACCAGCACAGACUACGAUACAGCAGCCGACGCCACGGAGACCUCAUCGUACUUCAGCGCCCAAGGCUAUCAGUCCAGCCGGGAGCAGGAGGGUACGGAGUCCACCUCGGAGGACGGGCAGUUGCCGCAGGUGGUGGAGGAGCUGAAGGAAGUGCAGGUGGCCCCAGGCACACGCCUGGCCAAGUUCCAGUUCAAGGUGAAAGGCUAUCCGGCACCCCAAGUGUACUGGUUCAAGGACGGGCAACCCCUGACCGCCUCCGAGCACAUCCGCAUGACUGACAGGAAGGCGCUGCACACCCUGGAGAUCCUCUCGGUCACCAGAGAGGACGCUGGCCAGUACUCGGCCUACGUCAGCAACACAGUGGGUGCUGCCUACUCCUCCGCCCGGCUGCUGGUCCGAGGCCCAGGUGAACCAGAGGAGGAGCUGACAUCAGGAGUGUACCCGCAGCUGGUGCCUCCCCGCAUCCUGGAGAGGUUCACCUCCAAGAAAGUAAAGAAGGGUUCCAGCAUCACCUUCUCAGUCAAGGUUGAAGGGUGUCCGGCUCCUGUCGUGCACUGGCUGCGGGACGAGGCGGGGCGAGGCGUGCUGUGGAUCGGUCGGGACACGCCGGGAUACACGGUCGCCAGCUCUGGCCAGCAGCACAGCCUUGUCCUGCUGGACGUGGGUGCUCAGCACCGGGGCACCUAUACCUGCAUUGCCACCAACGUCGCUGGCCAGGCCCUCUGCUCUGCUCGUCUGCACAUUUCUGGCUUGCCCAAGGAGACUGAGCCCAUGGAGGACCAGGCCGAGGUGAAGGCUGCUCUCAUCUCUUCCUUCCUGCAGGGGACCCAGGCCGUCUCGGCACAGAUGUCGGGCUCUGUGAGUCUCACCGAACUUGCUGGUCAGAGGAAGGGAGCAUCUCCUGCAGAAGAGGAAGCUCGCGGCCACCUGUCCCUGGCAGAGGUGGGCACAGAGGAGUUCCUGCAGAGACUCACCACCCAGAUCACAGAGAUGGUGUCAGCCAAGUUCACGCAGGCCAAGCUGCAGGUUCCUGGUGGGGACAGCGAUGAGGAGUCCAGGACACCGUCUGCAUCCCCCCGGCACGGCCGCUCCCGUCCGUCCUCCAGCGUCCAGGAGUCAUCUUCGGAGUCAGAAGAUGGGGACUCCCGGGGCGAGAUCUUUGACAUCUACGUGGUCACUGCGGACUACCUACCCCUGGGGGCAGAGCAGGACGCCAUCACACUGCGUGAGGGCCAGUAUGUGGAGGUGCUGGACUCAGCCCACCCGCUGCGUUGGCUCGUGCGGACCAAACCCACCAAGUCCAGCCCCUCUCGGCAGGGCUGGGUGUCCCCUGCCUACCUGGACCGACGGCUCAAGCUGUCACCUGAGUGGGGCCCCACCGAGGCCCCUGAGUUCCCUAGAGAGGCCAUGCCUGAGGCUGAGUACAAGACGCGGUUGAGCUCCACCAUCCAGGAGCUGCUAAGCUCGGAGCAGGCGUUUGUCGACAAGCUGCAGUUCCUAGAGAGCCACUACAUGCAACAUCUCGACCGCUCCCCUCACGUGCCCCCUGCCGUGGCCAGCCAGAAGGCUGUCAUCUUCCGCAACGUGCAGGACAUCAGCCACUUCCACAGCAGGUUUCUUCAGGAGCUGCAGGCCUGUGAAACGGACGACGAUGUGGCCAUGUGCUUCAUCAAGAACCAGGCGGCCUUUGAGAAGUACCUGGAGUUUCUGGUGGGGCGCGUGCAGGCAGAGUCCGUGGUGGUCAGCACGGCUGUGCAGGAGUUCUACAAGAAGUACACGGAAGAGGCGCUGUCGGCGGACCCCUCCCAGCCGCCCCCGCCGCCACUGCAGCACUUCCUGGAGCAGCCCGUGGAGCGUGUGCAGCAGUACCAGGCCCUGCUCAAGGAGCUGAUCCGCAACAAGGCACGGAACAGGCAGGCCUGUGCCCUGCUGGAGCAGGCCUACGCCGUGGUGUCCGCCCUGCCGCGGCGCGCUGAGGACCGACUGCACGUGUCGCUCAUGGAGAACUACCCCGGCACCCUGGAGGCCCUGGGCGAGCCCAUCCGCCAGGGCCACUUCAUCGUGUGGGAGGGGGCCCCGGGCGCACGUAUGCCCUGGAAGGGCCACCACCGGCACGUCUUCCUCUUCCGCAACCACCUGGUGGUCUGCAAGCCCAAGCGGGACUCGCGCACCGACACCUUCAGCUACGUCUUUAGGAACAUGAUGAAGCUCAGCAGCAUUGACCUGAACGACCAGGUGGAGGGGGACGACCGUGCCUUUGAGGUGUGGCACGAGCGUGAGGACUCUGUGCGCAAGUUCCUGCUGCAGGCGCGGACGGCCACCACCAAGAACUCCUGGGUCAAGGAGAUCCGUGGCAUCCAGCAGCGCCUUGCUCUGCCUGUUUGGUGUCCCCCAGAUUUCGAGGAGGAGUUGGCUGACUGCACUGCUGAACUGGGUGAGACGGUGAAGCUGGCCUGCCGUGUGACAGGCACACCCACGCCUGUGGUCAGCUGGUACAAAGAUGGGAAGCCGGUGGAAGUGGACCCUCACCAUAUCCUCAUUGAAGAUCCUGAUGGCUCAUGUGCUCUCAUCCUGGACAAUCUGACUGGUGCAGACUCUGGCCAGUACAUGUGCUUUGCAGCCAGUGCCGCCGGCAAUGCCAGCAGCCUGGGCAAGAUCGUGGUGCAAGUGCCCCCGCGGUUUGUGACCAAACUCCGAGCUAUGCCCUUCGUGGAAGGAGAGGAGGCCCAGGUGACCUGCUCCAUUGAAGGCACCCCGCACCCUCAGAUCAGAUGGUACAAGGACGGAGCCCUGCUGGCCCCCGGGGGCAAGUACCGGAUGCUAAGCGAACCUCGAAGUGGCACUCUGGUGCUCGAGAUCCGGGCAGCUGGCGUGCAGGACCUGGGCCACUACGAGUGUGAGUUGGUGAACCGGCUAGGAUCGACACGCGGCGGUGCUGAGCUGUCUCUGCAGAGCCCGACACCGAGGGUCCGAGAGCAAGUGGCUGCUGUGGAAGUCACUGAGCAGGAGACUAGAGUCCCCAGGAAAACCAUCGUCAUAGAGGAGACCAUCACCACCGUGGUGAAGAGCCCCCGGGGCCGCCGCCGCUCCCCCAGCAAGUCUCCGUCCAGGUCACCGUCCCGGCGCUCUGCCAACCCGUCCGUGCCUGUCCCACCCGACCCGGGGGCUGGCCAGUCCCGCAAGCCUGAGGCAGAAUCCAGCUGGAGGUCCCCUGUGCCCACACUGUAUGUGACAGAGGCUGAGGCCCGCACACCAGCCCGCCUUGGGGGCGCGAGGCCUCAGCCCAAGUGGGUGGAGGUAGAAGAAACGGUGGAAGUUCGGGUAAAGAAGGCCGGAGGCUCACCGGCGCUGCUCUCCGUGCUCCCGGGUGCCACCCCAGAAGGGGACCUCAAUGCCAACAACUCCAACAACACACUGCUGGCCCAGCAGCCCCAGGGCAACCCCGGCAUCUUCCCUGCGGAUGCCAGGUGCCCCUCGAGCACAGAGGAGUCCCCAGAGCUGCUCCCUGUCUGGACAGUGGAAGAGGAGACACCACUGGAGGAGUGGGACCGAGAGCCCCAGGCUGCGGCUGCGCUGCAGGGCCGGCCCCCCAAGAUCCUCACACACCAGGGCCGAGUGCUGACGCUGGCCGACCUGGACGACUACGUGCCCCAGGCGGGGGAGACCUUUGGAUGCGGCCACCCUGCGCCCAGCACCCCGGAUGACCCUCCCUGUGAGGUGUCAGUGCUCCAGAGAGAGGUCCGGGAGCCCAUGGUGGGGCAGCCCGUCGUGCUCAAUGUGGGACGCCCAUCAGGCCCCCGAAGCUUCUUCAGCCACAUCGCCAGGCCUCAGGAGGUGUCUCCAUGGGGGCCCCAGGUCCUGGGCCCAGUGGGUGCCUCCCUGUAUGCACAUGAGGCCCAGGCUGGGGGUGCCUCCUCCUGGAAACCUUCCUUCUGCACCCGGGUCCAACGCUCUGCCGACACCGGCCAGAGCAGCUUCAAAACAGAGGUUUCCACCCAGACUCGCAGCUUUGGGACAGUGGGCGAGAUGGUCACCCUGCACAUCCGGCCUGAUGGGGACGGAGCAGCAGGCCCCUAUAUUGCAGUUACACUCCCAGCUGCCUUGGAGCCCAUGGACCAGGAAGUAGGAGAUGCCCCCAGGACAGUGGAAAGCCCUGAGGCUCCCAGACCGGCUGUAGGGGGUCACGCAGGCCCCAGCCCUGGCCCUGGGGGGCUGCCUGAGCCACAGGCAGCAAGUCCUCAGGGCGUGGGAGCUGCUGCAGCGUCUGCUGAACCCUCCCAGACGGUGCCACAGCCCCUUCCCCACGUGGGCCCGCAGCAUGACUUGGGCACCGAGACCCAGGAACGGAUUGUGCCCAUCCGGAUGGAGGGUGCAGUUUGGCCAGUGACAGGCACAGCAGAACCCCUCUGGGACAUCCACAGCCAUGUGAUCACGGAGACCACCCACAGGACAAUCGUGUAUCAGGCUGGUGACGCAGGGGCUACAAAGCCCCCAUCCAUGCAGGUCACCAUCGAGGAUGUGCAGGUGGAGAGAGGCGGUACUGCCCGCUUCCAGGCAGUCAUUGAGGGCUGCCCACAGCCCACGGUGAAUUGGUACAAGGACAACGUCCUGCUGGCAGAGGGGCCCCGACUGGUCCCACAGCAGGAAGGAACCACCUAUUCUCUGGAGCUGAGGGACGUCGCCCAUAGUGAUGCUGGUGUCUACACCUGCCUGGCCCACAAUGCCGGUGGCCAGGUGCUGUGCAAGGCGGAGCUGCUGGUGCAGGGUGGAGAAGAUGAGCAGGACUUAGAAAAGCAAAGCUUCCGGAGGAAACUGCACUCCUUCUAUGAGGUCAAGGAGGAGAUAGGAAGGGGUGUGUUCGGCUUUGUGAAACGAGUCCAGCACAAAGGGAACCAGAUGUCCUGUGCAGCCAAGUUCAUCCCGCUGCGUAGCAGGACACGGACCCAGGCAUACAGUGAGCGUGACAUCCUGGCUACACUGAACCACCCCUUAAUCACUGGACUGCUGGACCAGUUUGAGACCCGGAAGACCUUGAUCCUCGUCCUGGAGCUGUGCUCAUCAGAGGAGCUGCUGGACCGUCUGUUCAAGAAGAGCGUGGUGACUGAAGCUGAGGUCAAGGUCUACAUCCAGCAGCUGGCCGAGGGGCUGCAUUACCUGCAUAGCCAUGGUGUCCUUCACCUGGACAUAAAGCCCCCCAACAUCCUGAUGGUGCAUCCUGCUCGCGAAGACAUUAAAAUCUGCGACUUCGGCUUUGCCCAGCGAGUGAGCCCGACAGAGCGGCAGUACAGCAAGUAUGGCUGCCCCGAGUUUGUGUCCCCUGAGAUCAUCGAGCAAACGCCCGUGAGCGAGGCUUCUGACAUCUGGGCCAUGGGAGUCAUCUCCUACCUGAGCUUAACCUGCUCAUCUCCCUUUGCGGGCGAGAGUGACCGUGCGACCCUCCUGAAUGUGCUGGAGGGCCGGGUGUCCUGGUCCAGCCCCACCGCUGCCCACCUCAGCCAAGAGGCCCGGGACUUCAUCCAGGCCACGCUGCAGAGGGACCCGCAGGCCCGGCCCAGCGCUGCCACCUGCCUGGCGCACCCCUGGUUCCAGAAAUCCGUGCCCGCGGAAGAGGCUCACUUCAUCAACACCAAGCAGCUCAAGUUCCUCUUGGCACGCAGCCGCUGGCAGCGCUCCCUGAUGAGCUACAAGUCCAUUCUGGUCAUGCGCUCCAUCCCCGAGCUGCUCCAGGGCCCACCCGACAGCCCGUCCCUCGGGGUGGCCCGGCACCUGCGAAGGGACACCAGUGCCUCCUCCAGCUCAUCGUCCUCUUCUGAUACGGAGCUCGCGCCCUUCGUCCGGGCCAAGUCCCUGCCCCCUUCGCCAGUGACCCACUCCCCGCUGCUGCACCCCCGGGGUUUUCUGCGGCCCUCGGCCAGCCUCCCCGAGGAGGCUGAGGCCGGCCCGCCCGCCGAGCCCCCGCAGGCUGGGCUCCAGGACACCAUGCCGCCGGCCAUCCCCGGCUGCGUGCCCCGGCAGAGCAUCAUCCGCAGCCUGUUCUACCAGCAGGCAGGGGAGGGCCCGGGCUCGGGCAGCCGGCGGCACCCGGCCCGGCGGCGGCACCUGCUCAAGGGCGGCUACUUUGCGGGUGGCCUCCCUGGCUUGCGGGAGCCCCUGCUGGAGCACCGUGUGCUGGAGGAGGCUGCUGGGGAGGAGCAGGCCGGCCCGCUGACCUCGGAGACCACUGGCCAGAGCCUCUGCACUGAGGCCAGCUGUGAGGGGCACUGUGCUGCCCCAGCUCCCUCAGGCCUCCAGGGGGAUGGCCGGCCAGGUGGACUUGCACUGGGGGGUGCUGCCCCAGCUCUAUUUCCACUCGCCAGUGGCGCUGGGGGCUCCCUUCAGCAGCACGGGUCAGUCCAGGACAGCCAGGGGGGGCAGCCCCCACCACCUCUGGGCUGUGAGCCCCCUGCAGCUGUCAAACCACUCUGCCCUGGCUCCGUUCCCCCAGAGACCUGCCUGGCACCCUCCAGUCUCCUCUCUGGGGAGGGCACCCCCUCCCUGAGUCCGGCUGGCCCUCAGCUGGGACCUGUCCCAGGGACACCGGCGCCCCCUCUGGGCAUGGAGCCCGGCUCCUCCCUGGAUGAGGACUUGGCCGAGGAGGAGUCUGUGCUCAACCCCCCUCGGCCCCAGGAGGCAACAACACGCAAGUUCUCCCUGGGCUUUCGUGGGGGCUACGCGGGGGUGGCGGGCUACGGUACCUUUGCCUUUGGGGGGGAUGCAGGGGGCAUGUUGGGGCAGGGCCCCCUGUGGGCCAGGAUGGCCUGGGCCACCUCCCAGUCGUCUGAGGAGCAGGAUGAGGUGGGGACCAAGAGCCUCCCAGCAGCCUCGGAGACCCUGCCAGAGAGCAGUAGCUCACCCCCCAGGGCCUCCCCAGAGCCCGGCUUGUGGGAAGACUGUGGCCAGGGCCCUGCUGUGUCACUGGUGCAGAUCCGGGACCUGUCAGGUGACUCGGAGCUGGCUGACACUCUGUCCCUGGACAUCUCGGAGGUGGAGCCCGCCUACCUCAAUCUGUCCGACUUGUAUGACAUCAAGUACCUCCCCUUCGAGUUCAUGAUCUUCAGGAAGGUCCCCAAGCCAGCAGUGCAGGAGCCGCCCUCCCCCGACUCCGAGGCUGGGGAGGAGCUGGCCGAGAGCCUGGGAGCCCCCUGGCCCUGGCUGGGCCCAGGAGACCUGGAAAUCUCCGAGGAGGCAGACGACAUGCAGGCCCUGCUCGGAGAGAUCUCUGGCAGCAGGAAGCGCAGGUGGUCCCCCCCGUCCCACGGCCUCCUGCAGGCGCUGCCAGAGGAGCCGGUGGAGCUGGGGCUGCGCCGCAGGGUCAGGGACUCAGUGGCCCACAUCUCUCGCCUCCUGAGGGGCAGGCUCCAAGGGCCAGAGAAGGAGGGGCCCCCCAGGAAGAAGCCAGGCCUAGGGUCCUUACAGCUGAAGAGCAGAGACCAAGCACCGUUGUUCAUUAGGGAACUUGUGGAUGAGACUGUGGUCCUGGGCCAGUCAGUGACUCUCGCCUGCCAGGUACUGGCACAGCCAGCCGCACAGGCCACCUGGAGCAAAGAUGGGGUCCCCCUGGAGAGCAACAGCCGCCUGCUCAUCUCCUCCACGCUGAAGCACUUCCAGUUGCUGACCAUCCUGGUGGUGGGCGCCGAGGACCUCGGCACGUACAGCUGCAGCGUGAGCAACGCGCUGGGCUCGGUGACCACCACAGCCGUCCUGCGGAAAGCAGAGCGCCCCUCGUCCUCCCCGCGCCCGGACAUUGGGGAGGUGUAUGCCGACGGCGUGCUCCUGGUGUGGAAGCCCGUGGAGAGCUGUGGGCCCGUGACCUACACUGUUCAGUGCAGCAUGGAAGGGGGCGGCUGGAACACGCUGGCUUCGGAUAUCUUUGACUGCUGCUACCUCACCGGCAAGCUCCCUCGGGGCGGCCUGUACACUUUCCGGACGGCCUGCGUGAGCAAGGCGGGCAUGGGCCCCUACAGCAGCCCCUCGGAGCAGGUCCUCCUGGGGGGUCCCCGCCACCUGGCUCCUGAGGAGGAGAGUGGCCCCACACGGCCAGCCCAGCUGCUGCCCAGUGCACAGACCUUCGCCUUCCAGACGCAGAUCCGAAGGGGUCGCUUCAGUGUGGUGAGGCAGUGCCGGGAGAAGGCCAGCGGACGGGCACUGGCCGCCAAGAUCAUCCCCUACCGGCCGACGGACCGAGCAGCAGUGCUGGGCGAGUACCACGCCCUCAAGGCCCUGCGCCACCCGCACUUGGCCCAGCUGCAGGCGGCCUACCUCAGCCCCCGGCACCUGGUGCUGGUCUUGGAACUGUGCUCUGGGCCGGAGCUGCUCCCCUGCCUGGCGCAGAGGGACUCCUACUCGGAAUCCGAGGUGAAGGACUUCCUGUGGCAGAUGCUGAGUGCUGCCCAGUUCCUGCACGCCCAGCGCAUCCUGCACCUGGACCUCAGGUCUGAGAACAUGAUCGUCACCGAGUACAACCUGCUCAAGGUGAUUGACCUGGGCAGUGCCCAGAGCCUCGCCCAGGAGCGGGUCCGGCCCUCCGAGAGCUUCAAGGACUACGUGGAGACCAUGGCUCCGGAGCUCCUGGAGGGCCAGGGUGCCGUCCCACAGACUGACGUCUGGGCCAUCGGGGUCACGGCCUUCAUCAUGUUGAGUGCCGAGUACCCUGUGAGUGGGGAGGGUCCACGGGACCUUCAGAAAGGCCUGCGCAAGGGGCUACUCCGCCUUAGCCACUGCUACGCAGGGCUGUCGGGGGGCGCCGUGGCCUUCCUCUGCAGCACGCUCUGCGUGCACCCCUGGGGCCGGCCGUGCGCGACCAGCUGCUUGCAGUGCCCGUGGCUGACUGAGGAGGGCCCUGCCAGCCCCCAGCCCACAGCUGUGGCCUUCCCCACCUCGCGGCUGCGAGCCUUUGUGCGGGAGCGUGAGAAGAGGCGGGCGGUUCUGUCCAAGAAGUACAGCCUGGGCCUUCGCUAAGACCCAGUCUUGCCCCAACACGCCAAUAAAGCAGACUCAGAUAAGG